Oryza brachyantha (malo sina) is the source of this 3216-nucleotide messenger RNA. RefSeq lists its product as uncharacterized. The coding region runs from base 873 to 2816 and encodes 647 amino acids. The transcript has 13 exons. NCBI's taxonomy places the organism in Eukaryota, Viridiplantae, Streptophyta, Magnoliopsida, Poales, Poaceae. The record is from RefSeq and is a predicted model, not a curated record.
AAAACCGUGCGGCAUGCCCCGAUAAUCGUGACGGAUGUAGCAGUAACCGUCUCAGAGCGAGGGCGAUUAUCGCUCAUAUCAUCAUGGUUUUUAGCUGAAACCGUACGAUUAUCGUCCAAAACCAUAAUCUGCAAGUCUUUGCGAUAAUCGUGCGGAACUGCGCGAUAAUCACGCCUUACCACGCGAUAUGGUGGCCGAAGCCAUCACGAUUUUGUUUGAAUUUUUAAAUUUGAAUUUGUCCGAUAGAUUGCAAUAGCACUAAGAGAAAACAGCUCAUCAAGUUCUUGUGUGGUUUUUAAACGAUUAUCGUGAUAAUCAUCGAUGAUUAUCGUGGCUCCUCCGCCUAGGAACGGUUUGGAGUGUCUCGGCGAGAAAUGAAACCCUGGUUACGUCCCAACCAUAAUAAUAAUUAUAUGAGCAUAAGGUGGUAAAUAGUUAAAUUUGCCGGUUUCCGAUCAGAGAUCCGUACAGCCGGAGGAGAGUCACGGGGCUCCGGCGCGGCACGGCCAGCCUUCUCUUUUCCCGCGUCGCGCCUCCUCACGUUCGCCGCCGGCGAGCUCGGUCGGCGCCACGGACCCGGUCUCGAUCUUAGAUUCCGCCACCUACCCUUCUCCCCUGAGCCGGCGUCCUCGGGAGCAACGGGCCGGCGAGCGGGUUUCGGGAGCCGUCCCGACUCGGGCCUCGAACUGAAUUGGAGGUAUCCCCUACUCCUCUUCCUCCACGCCCUUAUCACCAGACGGCGUGGCAUGGGUUGGAAAUCCAUCUUACAUGAUUCCAUCCAGUUUCCUCUGGAUUGCUCUCUGAUGCAUGGUGCAGUACCAAGAGAAGUUUGUUAGGUCCACCUCUGGUUCACUCUUCACUGUCACCGAGGGAUGAAUUUGGCAGCAGUAACAAUGGAGGCAGUUCAUGACUGUGUGGUCAAGCUGAGGAGCAAUCCUCGGCGGCGCAGGGAUACUGUCUGUGUUGGCUGUGGGGCUGGAUUUGGGGGUGACAGGCCGAUGGCGGCUCUGAAGCUACUGGAGAGAGUCAAGGAGCUUAACUACCUUGUGCUUGAGUGUUUGGCCGAGCGAACUCUCGCGGAUCGCUACCAAAUUAUGAUGUCAGGGGGGAAAGGAUUUGAUCCCCGAGUUAAGGAAUGGAUGUCUGUGCUUCUACCCUUAGCCUUGGAUAGAGAAGUUUGCAUAAUAACUAACAUGGGUGCUGUGGAUCCACUUGGAGCACAGGAAGAAGUUCUGAAUCUGGCAUCUACUUUGGGAUUGGAGCUAACGGUUGCUGUAGCUUAUGAAGCAUCUUCAGGAAAUUCUAUAUAUUCUAAUGAAUCAACUGGGGUGGGACAGGGCAGAAGCACAUACCUUGGUGCCGCCUCCAUUGUACACUGCCUAGAAAAUGGCAAACCACAGGUUGUGAUUACUUCUCGGGUUGCUGAUGCUGCGCUGUUCUUGGCACCUAUGGUAUAUGAAUUAGGUUGGAACUGGAAUGACUUUGAGGAGUUGUCACAAGGGACAUUGGCUAGCCAUCUUUUGGAAUGUGGAUGCCAACUCACUGGAGGGUAUUUCAUGCACCCUGGAGAUGCAUACCGAGAUUUUUCUUUUGAACAGCUUCUGGGUUUGUCUCUUCCAUAUGCCGAAGUCAGUUACAAAGGAGAAGUGUGUGUUGGGAAGGCAGAGGGCAGUGGAGGUCUUAUAAACUACAGCACAUGUGCAGAACAGCUUCUGUAUGAAGUUGGAGAUCCUGCAAACUACAUCACUCCUGAUCUGGUUGUAGAUUUCCGUGAUGUGAAGUUCCACCAAAUAUCAAAAGACAAGGUCCUCUGCAAAGGAGCAAAACCAUCUAAUCCUUGCCAGCCUGAGAAACUCCUCCAGUUGCUUCCUACUGAGAGUGGAUGGAAAGGAUGGGGAGAGAUAUCAUAUGGUGGCCAAGAGUGUUUGAAACGGGCUCACGCAGCAGAAUACCUAGUUAGAUCAUGGAUGGAGGAAACAUAUCCUGGUAUUGAAGAAAAAGUUAUCUCAUACAUAAUAGGAUAUGAUAGUUUGAAAACUAUUGGAGGAAACAAAGACAGUCCUGACAAACAAGUGAUGGAUGCCAGGCUUCGGAUGGAUGGGCUUUUUGAGCUGGAAGAACAUGCUGUCAAAUUUGUUAAAGAAUUCAUUGCGCUUUAUACAAAUGGGCCAGCUGGUGGUGGCGGCAUAAGCACUGGACAGAAGAAGGAAAUAACCCUGCAGAAAAUACUGGUUGAUCGGGAAAAGAUCUUCUGGCAAGCAAAUAUGAAGAGAUCGACUCAUCCUUGCUCGCAGUCGCAGAAGCAGGCUACAAAUGUUGACAAGGGUCAAAUGCGUGACCAGCAAAAGCACAAGCACCCAGGACGUGGUGCUAUGGGCACUCAGCACUCAAACACAGGCAUGGACACCAUAAUGCCAUCUGCUGUUCCUGCUCCAUCCGGAACAAAGAUGCCUCUUCACCGCAUAGCUCACGGCAGGGCCGGCGACAAGGGAAAUGAUCUGAAUUUCUCCAUCAUUCCUCACUUCCCUGGUGACAUUGGCCGGCUCAGGGCAGUGAUCACUCGAGACUGGGUCAAGAAUGCUGUUUCACCGCUUCUUGAUUCCUCCUCAUUCCCCACCGAUCGAUCAGUUCGGCGUCGAAAUGAUCUGCUGGAGCAUGUAACUGUCGAGAUCUAUGAUGUCCUAGGAGUCAGCUCUCUGAACGUUGUGGUGAGGAGUAUCCUCGAUGGUGGCGUGAAUUCUUCGAGAAGAAUUGAUCGGCACGGGAAGACUCUGUCCGAUCUCAUCUUGUGCCAAAAUGUUAUCCUGCCUCCGUGACCGGAGAAGUAUACCUGGUCAUGUAGCUUGUGCCAUGGCUUGUUCCAGCUUUUCGUCUUUUCACAUAUGCUUAUAAGUCAAAAUUUAAAUUUUAAAACCAAUGUUUAGAGUUGAUUUUGGAGUUUUUUCAUCGUACCUUUGCUUUUAGAUCUCUAAGAGCACAUAUCUAAAUGUUUUCCCACAAAUUUUUUGAUUAUUAAUAAGCCGUUUCGUAUUUUCGCUUAUUCGCUUAUGCUUAAUUUUUGAAACAACUAGGCUAAAACUUUUGCAUGCAAAUGCAGCUAGGGAAAUUUUGCAUGGGAAUAGAAGAGGUGAACUGAUCCCUUUUACCCUUUGUCUUGGAGUGCAUUCGCUUGUAUGUACAUGAGAAAAUACUCUAAAAUGGGCAAAUGUGCAUCUU